GUGAACUGAUAGGUCACAAAGAACUAGAUGGGAACCUGCAUGUACUAGCUGCUCCUCAUCUCAGAGCUGAACAGAUGUGUAUUUUGGCAACAUGAACUAAGAAUGCCCAGCUGCAUGAUGCUGAGCUGGAAAAAGAAGAGGGAGAAGAGCUGCAGGUAAUAGCAGUACACUUAGCCUGCAUCAUACUUCUGGCCUGUGUCUAAAGGGGUUGCAAGAGAGGGCAACAGCCUCAAUAGCAAGUUGAUGACCUAGCUGAGUUGUUUGAAAGGCUCUGGUGAAAACAGGAACCAAAGUUUAGGGCCAUAAGUGGAUCCCUUCUGACUACAUAAGUGACCCCACAGUACCUGGUCACUGUCCUUGUAGCCUUAAUGGUGUUGGGAAGCUGUUUGGCUUUGGGACUAGGAGCCUCGCUGUAGAAAGGAGAAUAAGGAGGAGAUAACCAGGAAAUAGCCUUCAGAGACUUGUAAGGGUUAGGUAACGUGCCUGUCAAAUCUAGCAGUAAUUCCAAAAUUCGUCACUGUUACUUUGACACAAAGAAGAAAAUACAUAAUUUCUUAGUUGCCUUCUGAAACAAUCUGUUCAGUUUCUCUCAUUGUAAAAACAACAGUUACCGCAAUGAGGAUGUUUUUGUCCUUUGAAUAUACAUUUGGAAAUGAUUUUUUUCUCCCUCUGUAUUUCUUGCACUACAAAACAGUAUGCAUACUGAGCUAUUUUUGACUGUUAGAGGGAAGUUAGGGUACCCCCUACUGACUAUUUUUGGAAAUAAAUCUGAACUAUAAUUCUACCUCUUCAGAGACAGCAGCAGUUGAACUUAAUCCAAUCUGCAAUUUUAAUAGGUUUUUAAUGGGUUGAAGAAGAGUGUCAUUGUUUGCUGUUUUGUUUUCUUUUCUUUUCCCCCCAGGUAAUUUUGUUCCUGGGAUCAACUGUCUGUGAUAAAACUAUCUUAAAUGUGGGUACUUGGAGCUCUCAGGCUGAGUUCUGUAGGUACCAAUGGAGAUACCUUGAUGUUUUCAUACCUCUUGAUGCCUAGUAACUGAAGCACAAUUUAUACCUUCAAUGGGAUAAAUUUGAUGCAUUUUGCCUGUCUUUUCCUUCUUACUUAGUGGAAUACACGUUUGUGUAUUUAGAUUUAAAUGAGUGAUUGCUUAAUAACAAAUAUGUAUUAAAAUCUUUAUUUUUACAAACCCAGUAUACCAUGAUUUAAGACCUCACUUAAAUUUCAUAUAGUGACAGAUCUUUUGGUUCUUGUAACAUAUAUUUUCUGUUUACAUAUGUGAGCAAGCUUUUCAGUCUGUGCAUACAGAUCUUAAAUUCUUCUCUGCAGAACAUUCUCAAAUUUCAUCUUUCUAUUUCUUUUACUAAUUUGAUGAUAAUUCUACAUGUUUUUCUGCUAAAUCCUCUUAUGUCAGAAAUUGUUCUUGGAGUUAUCCAGAGUCUUCAGUUUCCCCGGAGGUGUGCAAGGCCAUGUUGGAUGGGGCCCUGGGUGGCCUGGUCUAGUAUUAAAUGUGGAGAUUGAUGAUCCUUGAGGUCCCUUCCGACCCAGGCCAUUCUAUGAGUUAUUUGCUCAAUUGUACCAAUAACCCACUUAAAAUUAUCUAGGACUGUCUGAAUUACUGAAUUUGUAAGCAGGUGUGAAAUGUUUAUUUUGUUGAACAACUUGUGUAAAUAAAUAUUUACAUUAGAUUUCUUGCCCUGAAUUUUGGGAUAUAAUGUUAUGAUUGUAUUUUUUCCUAGAAUUCAUUAGCAAAUGAAGUAUCCACUCACUGUUGUAACUAAUCAUACUGUAGUUCCAGCAAAGCAGUAUCUAUUACUAGAGUUAUUAUAUUCACUUUUUCAUUAAUAUAUAUGCUAAUAAAAUAGUCCAGCGGCCUCAUUUUUAACUUUGUCAUUAACAGACUUUGAGCUUAACUGAAUUUAUUUUUGAACUGUAUUUUUGAACUUGACUUUACGCGAUACUUGUUCCUAACUAUUACACACACCUCCAUUUAUUUUGUUAUGUUAUUUGAUAUUUUCAAGCAGUGCUGAAGGCUUAAAUUAGCUUUAAGUUAUUUUGCUUAGUAGUAGUUUAUCUAUCUUAUUGUAGUCGCAUACAUGGUUGUCUCCUUCAUUUCUUUCAUUAACAGUUAAUAUCUGAAGCAAACUUCUUUUAAAAGAUGUGAUCCUUCUUUUUUGUUGUUUACCUUGCUGUUUUUUGUUUUACACAUUUGGCUGCAGAGGUAAGGAUUAAUAUCUCAUGGGACAGAAUGACUAUUUUCAAACAGGAUUCCUAUAUGGAACAGACAGAAAAUGUAAAACAAAUGAUGAGAUUUGUAAAUGUAAAACAAAUUAUGAGACUAUUACACAAAAGCCUUUUUGUUUGUUUUUGUUUGGGUCAUAAUCUUUAGUUUCAAGAAAAUAAUGCAAAAAGUAAACAACAGCAGUAGCUCCUUAGAAGCUAAAUAGGUAGAUUUUUACAGAUAUUAUGGCAAAUAUCUGAUUUGGUUCUGCAAACAGUUACUAAGAUUAAAACUUCUUCCCAAGAGCAAUGAGUUAAGCAUACUUAACAGUUUUCAUGAACAAAGAGUUACACAGAUCUCUUUACUCUGCUCUUGCAGCUGUCGUGUUCUUCCUGUUGUCGUCAUGCCUGUCUUUUUAAUUCUACCCAAGCAACUGUUUUAAAAAAGUAAAAAUUAAAAGGAGUGCUGCAGCCAUUGUUUUGCUUGUUAUUGAUGCAGCUCUAUAAUAUGUUUUGUUUAUAUGUGCUGCUUCCAGCAGCUGGUCUCUUGCAACUGCAGGAUGUGAAAAGGACUUGCUGUGAAUUUUUGGAAUCCCAGCUUCAUCCUGUCAACUGCUUGGGAAUUCGUGCUUUUGCUGACAUGCAUGCAUGCACGGAUCUAUUGAACAAGGCCAACACAUAUGCAGAACAGCACUUUUCUGAUGUCGUGCUUAGUGAAGAAUACCUCAAUCUUGGUGUAGAACAGGUGUGCAGUCUGAUAUCCAGUGACAAACUUACAAUUGCCUCAGAAGAGAAGGUAUUUGAAGCGGUGAUAGCAUGGGUAAACCAUGACAAAGAUGUAAGGCAGGAGCUAAUGGCACGCCUGAUGGAGCAUGUCCGGCUGCCUUUACUUUCCCGGGAGUAUUUAGUUCAGAGAGUUGAAGAGGAAAUAUUGGUUAAGAACAGCAGUGCUUGUAAGGAUUACCUCAUUGAAGCUAUGAAGUAUCACUUGCUGCCAACUGAGCAACGAGCGCUGAUGAAAAGCACUCGAACGAAACUGAGAACGCCUGUUAGCCUUCCAAAAUUGAUGAUGGUAGUUGGAGGACAGGCACCAAAGGCAAUUCGCAGUGUUGAAUGCUAUGAUUUUAAAGAAGAACGCUGGCAUCAGGUGGCUGAGUUGCCUUCCAGAAGAUGUAGAGCAGGAAUGGUGUAUAUGGGAGGCAUGGUUUAUGCUGUUGGUGGUUUCAAUGGUUCAUUAAGAGUUCGCACAGUAGAUUCUUAUGAUCCAGUGAAGGACCAGUGGACAAGUGUUGCUAAUAUGCAAGACAGGAGAAGCACACUGGGAGCAGCUGUAUUAAAUGGACUUCUCUAUGCUGUGGGAGGAUUUGAUGGGAGUACAGGUUUAUCAUCAGUUGAAGUUUACAACUUAAAGACUAAUGAGUGGUUUCAUGUAGCUCCAAUGAACACAAGAAGAAGUAGUGUUGGAGUGGGUGUUGUUGGAGGUAAACUGUAUGCAGUUGGUGGCUAUGAUGGGGCAUCACGUCAGUGCCUUAGUUCAGUCGAAUGCUAUGAUGCCAAUACAAAUGAGUGGAGCUAUGUUGCAGAAAUGAGCACUAGACGGAGUGGAGCAGGUGUUGGUGUGUUAAACAAUUUACUGUAUGCAGUAGGUGGUCAUGAUGGUCCUUUGGUAAGAAAAAGCGUGGAAGUGUUCAAUCCUGUCACCUGUACGUGGAAGCAGGUUGCAGAUAUGAACAUGUGCAGAAGAAACGCAGGCGUUUGUGCUGUAAAUGGUCUCUUGUAUGUAGUUGGAGGAGAUGAUGGUUCCUGUAAUUUAUCAACAGUGGAAUAUUAUAAUCCAACAACUGAUAAAUGGACAGUUGUGUCAUCUUGUAUGAGUACAGGAAGGAGCUAUGCAGGUGUUACAGUUAUUGACAAACCGUUAUGAUCGAUAAUGGGAUUUUCAAUUUGAUUAUGCACUAGAAGCAGUCUUCAACAAGUGUAUUUGAAGUGACUGAGAACCUUAGCACUUCUCUACUUGUAGCUGCACCUUGAGUCACAGUGGAAGAUGUGACUGUCUACAAUUACAGAUGAUGGAUGAUGAAGAUUACUCUAGGUAGAAGCAGUGCGUAGGACUACUCUGCGGUUGAACAGGGGCUGACUGAAUUUUUGAAGUGUAGUAGACCGUUUCUUUUUUUAUUGCAAGAUCUUCAAACACAAAAGCCACUUUCAUAAGGACAGACUUAUGUCAGUUGUGACUGAGAAACAGAUUGUCAGUGGAGAAUGGUGUGUAUGCUGGUGAAAGUAAAUUUGUCUUAUUUUUUUCCAGAGACUAAUAAACAUAUUUAAAGAGAUGAACUGUCAGUCUUCAUAGUAGGUAUCGAAUUCCACCUCAGUAAUUCAAGCUGGCAUGGGGGAAAUUUGUUUCCUUUUAUAAAACUUUUGUUACAUAACUAUAAUAUGUGCAUAUGUAUGUGUGAGCAUAAGUUGCUUUCUAUUGAAAUUCUUCAGAAACCAACUUUAUUAAUUUAUAAUUUGGCACAGUACGUACUAUGUUGUAAAAGAGAGUUGUAUUUUUUGAUAUUUAACGAUACUUAAUGCUACUAAUUCCCACUGAAGGAGAUCAGAGAUGGUAUAAUGAUUCUUGAACAGGUGUAAUUUCGAGGUCUUUUUAAUAAAAAUGUCUGUACUUAAUGGUUUUUUCUGUUCAAUUUUGGUCACAUUUAGAUGUUACUUUUCUUACCUUUUUAUGCGAUAGGUGAUUUGGCAUGAAAAUAACCGAAAAUUUAUAAUGAAUGUGUGAAACUAAGUUGAACUUGCAUGGUACUGAGGUCUCUUAAUGCGUGUAACCUUAGCUUCUGUUAGCUAAUACCUGGAUAUACUGUAUGUGGCCAUGUUCAUAGAGCAGCUCGUUUCUAUUCAUUCCUUGGAUGGCCUCCUUUUAACACGACCAAAGUUAUUGUCAUAUUUGAGAUAUUUUCUUCAAAUAAACAAUUUGUAUAUGGUUUCCUAAUGCCAA
Molecule: messenger RNA, 5210 nt
Organism: Gallus gallus (chicken)
Lineage: Eukaryota; Metazoa; Chordata; Aves; Galliformes; Phasianidae
Gene: KLHL2
Product: kelch like family member 2
Exons: 12
Coding region: 2709-4139 (476 amino acids)
Molecular function (GO): protein binding
Source: RefSeq, a predicted model, not a curated record